AUGCAGCAAGGCCUCGAAUCCUCCCGAUGGGCACCCCUGUCCCGCCGAGCACACCACCUCGCUCGCCACGAGACCAGGUCGCGCUCCCUGCCGCCCGCCGCCGCCGCGCCGCCGCCGCGCCACUCGCCAGACGCACCGUCGAUACCGUCGCCAGCCCGAGCGCAGGCCUUCCACCGCCUGCAGCAGACGUGCCAGAGGCUGCGCUGGAAAUCCAUCGACCUCGAAAGCUCCUACAGCCGCGCGCUGACGCCCCUCGAAUGGGGCUUCGAGGCCCCCGACGCCGAGAGGAACUUCAAGGUCGAUUUUCACGAGUUCUACGCGUGGAUAGAGCAGGCCGUCGUGUUUCUGCUGCGCGUGUUUGGGGUCGCGGUGCACAAGGGCGCGGGAGGGCGCGCGGGCCACUCGCACCACCACGACGUGCUGAGGGCGCUGGACAGGGAGGACGGCCCUCUGCGCGCCACGCUGGGCAGCGGGGACGUGAACCACGCGCUGUGGAAGGCCAAGGAGCUGCGGAACAGGUGGAAGGACGCGGCCGAGGGGAGGGAGACGCCGCCUCUGAAGAUGUACGACCUGCGGUGGAUUGUGACGCAGAUCCUGGGCGGGUUGGAAGAGGCGUACCUGGUUGCCGGCCGGGAGGUCGGGAUGGAUCCUGGAUGGGACGACGGUGAGGGUGAGGACGGGUGGGAGUGGAUGGUGGAGAGCAUGGAUUGGGAGGCCGAUUAG
Ustilaginoidea virens is the source of this 723-nucleotide messenger RNA. RefSeq lists its product as uncharacterized. The record is from RefSeq and is a predicted model, not a curated record. The coding region runs from base 1 to 723 and encodes 240 amino acids. NCBI's taxonomy places the organism in Eukaryota, Fungi, Ascomycota, Sordariomycetes, Hypocreales, Clavicipitaceae. The transcript has a single exon.